CGCAACACAUCACAUCACAUCACAAAGAUGUAAGACACAGACGGCCUAGGCUUAGCCAGUCAGCCGGUGUCACAUGAAAAAAGGACCAGGACCAUCCCUAUCGGACGGCACCCACUCACACACAUACAAUUAUGCAUCCCCGAACAUGAACCCAGCCCCACUUGAUCAAAGAAACGGCCCCCUGGGCCUCCAUCUGCCGUCGAUGGCUCAGUCGUCGUCUCCUCCCGCCAGGAAGAGAUGGCUCAGGGCGUCUACGGCGGUCAUGCGGGAGGCGGGAGGGCACACCAACCUGACACACACACAGGCAGAGACAACACACAAAAGAAUGAGACAUUGGAUGCAGAUUGCUAUCUGUCUGUUCUGCUUACCUGGCCAUGAAGGCGAUAAAUUGGUAGAAGUGUAUGUCGUUUUCCUCCUCCAUGAGGGGCGCCUUCGAGUCUUUCUGGUGCAGCAGCACAUGGGCUGUUAGGCGUCUGAUGAUGGCGCCGGUGCUCGACCCACGGGCAUCCGGCAGCUCCAUGCCAAUCUGCGAAGGACGUCGGCGAUCCCCGGCCACUCCCCCUCCCUCGGCACGCCCAUGACGCUGAAGAUGUCUUGAAGCAUGUGACGAGCAUCA
Messenger RNA from Vitrella brassicaformis, 616 nucleotides. The record is from the annotation of a GenBank genome assembly. NCBI's taxonomy places the organism in Eukaryota, Vitrellaceae.